GAACUGGAUCAUAGCGGUGUGCCACAACAAACUCCGCUCUGAGCUCAUUCGUCGCGCAGGUCACAUGUCUGCUUCCCAUUGUCCGCAGAGCAGGGUGUGUACCUGGGGGGCGCUGCGUGGGCUCGGUCGGCCUGGAUGACUGUUGUCUCGUCAGCCAGCAUCCCAUCGCAUCCCAUCGCAUCGCUCCACCUCUCUGAAAGGAUGUUGAGGGCGGAGGAGAGGCCGCGCUGAUCGGAAAGGAUGUUUUUGCUGCUGUCACCGUAUGAAAUCGAGGCUGAUGCAAGGGAACGGGAUAGGAAAGACCGGCCCGAGAAAAAAAUGACUUUGUAACGUGGUGAGAAGAGUUUUUUGGUUUGACUUUCGGUCAGCAGAAAUGUCCAAAGCCAGACGUAGCGAGGCGGUGAGGGUGGUGGUCCGCUGCCGGCCGAUCAGCAGGAGGGAGGAGAUGACGAGGUGCGAAAAUAUCCUGGAGCUGGAUGACAGGUUGGGACAGAUCACCAUCAGGAACCCGAAGGCACCACCUGAUGAGCCCAUGAAAGUCUUCACGUUUGAUUCGGUGUAUGGCUGGAAUUCAAAACAAAGCGACAUUUACGACGAUGCGGUGAGACCUCUGGUGGAUUCUGUGCUCCAGGGCUUCAACGGCACUAUAUUUGCCUACGGACAAACGGGGACAGGUAAAACCUUCACCAUGCACGGGGUGUCAAACGACCCAGAGAGGAGAGGGGUCAUACUGAACUCAUUUGAGCACAUCUUUACGCAGAUAUCCAGGAGUCAGAACCAGAAAUACCUGGUGAGGUCCUCCUACCUGGAGAUAUACCAGGAGGAAAUAAGAGACCUUCUCUGCAAAGACAACUCCAAGAAGCUGGAACUUAAGGAGAAUCCGGAAUCCGGCGUCUACGUAAAAGACCUGUCCACGGUGGUGACGAAGAACGCCACUGAGAUUGAGCACGUGAUGAACAUCGGCAACCAGUCCAGGUCCGUGGGGUUCACCAACAUGAACGAGCGCAGCUCCCGCUCCCACGCCAUCUUCCUGGUCACGGUGGAGUGCAGCCAAACUGGUCCAGAUGGCGAGGACCACAUCCGCGUCGGGAAGCUGAACAUGGUUGACCUGGCCGGCAGCGAGCGCCAGAGCAAGACGGGCGCCAAAGGCAAGCGCCUGAAAGAAGCCGCCAAAAUCAACCUGUCCCUCUCGGCCCUGGGGAACGUCAUUUCGGCCCUGGCCGACGGGAAGAGCACCCACGUCCCGUACAGGGACUCCAAGCUGACCCGCCUGCUCCAGGACUCUCUGGGGGGGAACGCCAAGACCGUCAUGAUAGCGACGGUGGGGCCCUCGCACAAGAACUUCGACGAAUCCCUGGCCACGCUGAGGUACGCCAGCAGGGCCAAGAAAAUCAAGAACAAACCUCGGAUUAACGAGGACCCCAAAGACGCCCUGCUGAGGGAGUUCCAGCAGGAGAUCGCACGCUUGAAAGCUCAGCUGGAGGAGCGGGGGAUGCUGGCAAAAGAGAGGCGGAGGAAGAGGCACAGCAAAAGAUUGAGCAAAUAUAUGGAGGAGGAAAUUCUGCGAGAGAAGGGUGCAGAAAUGUGGCAGAGCGCCGAGGAGGAAGAUGGGAAGCACUGCAAGGAAGAGGAAGUCGAUAACCCAAAGGCCCUGACCUGCCAGAGGAGCAGCGAGAAGAUAAAGCACCUGAGUGUGAAUAGGAGGAGCGUGGAGGACAUGGAGUGGGAUCAGGACGCCGUGGAGAAGAUCAUAGAGAAAUAUAAGGCUAUGGAGAGCAAAUUGUUGGUUGGGGGAAAGACUAUAAUUGAUCACACCAAUGAACAGCAGAAAAUGCUGGAGAUGAAAAGACAAGAAAUCGCGGAACAGAUAAGGCGGGAAAGAGAGAUCCAGCAGCAGAUGAUGUUGCAAGAGGAGGAGACCUUAGAAAUAAGAGAGACGUUCUCCUCCCUGCAGCAGGAGGUGGAACACAAAACAAAGAAGCUGAAGAGGCUGUACACCAGUCUACGGCUGCUGAGGGGAGAGAUGAAAGACAUGAUCAAUGAACAAAUCACAACCAGGCAGGAGCUGGAGGAGACACAGAAUGACCUCACCAGAGAGCUCAAGUACAAGUACCUCCUGAUUGAGAAUUUUAUACCCCCUGAGGAAAAGAACAAGAUUAUGAGCAGGCUCCUCUUUGAUUGUGAGGAGGAUCAGUGGAGUCUCCAACCAGUCCUUCCAUCAGAGAGCACACCAACUCAGGUCAAGAGAAGGCCUCUCUCUGCCGUGGGAUAUAAGAGGCCGAUCAGCCAAUAUGCACAGAUGGCUGUUGCCUCGGCAACUGGAGCCCCAUCCAGAUAUCAGGCUGAAAAUAUAAUGCUGUUGGAGUUAGACAUGUCACCACCCACCAUGUUCACCUUGAACCUUGAUGGUGCCCACAUGGAGAGAGCCUUUUCUCCGAGGCUAUUGCAAGACCUUCUUGUGAGCGUGCCCGUUAGAGAGAGGGCCGCUUCAACAUCACGAGUAUCAGGCACCACAAGCAGCAUCUGUGACAUCCUCUUCAUCAUCCACUACCCUGACAUCAGGACCUCAGAGUUGCUCUCCUCCCCAGAGGCAAAGACCAUCCUCUGCUGCUUAUCUUUCUCUUGGAGGACGUCCACGAUGAGGGAGAGACAGAAGAAAAAGAAGGGGAGGACAUGGGCGGAAGCCGCCAAAACGGUUUUGGAAAAGUACCCUAAUACACCUAUGAGCCAUAAAGAGAUCCUGCAGGUGAUCCAAAGAGAAAGGCUUAAAGAAAUAAGUGGUACAUCACCACUUGCAUGUCUAAAUGCAAUGCUGCACACAAACUCCCGUGGUGAGGAGGGGAUCUUCUACAAAGUACCAGGCAGAAUGGGAGUCUAUACGUUGAAGAAGGACAUCUCAGAGGUGGCGAAGGAGCUGUCAGAGGAGGGCUCAGACGACAGCAGCGAUAAUCUGUCUGACACUCAGAGCAUAGAAAACAGUAGUGGCAUCUCUCAAGAGGGCCGGAGAGGAAGGUGGAUGCGAAGAGGUACAGUGGAAGUUCCCUCCAAGCUGCAGUCACAACCAUCUUCUCCGCAGCCGCGGUGCUCGUCGCCUCCCGUCACAGCUAGCAAACUCAUUUCUCCCUCUCAGAAACACAGCAAGAAAGCUUUGAAACAGGCCUUGAAGCAACAACAGCAGAGAAACCAGCGCAGGCAGGUUGGAAUGCCAGCUGUCUCCAGUCCGAGACUGCUUCUGAAGACCCUCAAAGAUAUGACGGAUAACAUUACAACAAAGACUGGGCAGAUAAAACGUACCAAGUGUAAGAUUGACGUGGAGACACCAGACUCGAUUUUGGUUAACACCAACCUGAGGGCACUCAUCAACAAGCACACCUUCUCUGUCCUGCCUUCAGAUUGCCAACAGAGGCUCCUCAAACUCCUGCCCGAAGUGGACCGCCAGGCCUGCUUGGAUGGUCUUCUGAAGGUCACUAGCUCUGCGUUAAACAAUGAGUUCUUCACGUCAGCAGCACAGUCCUGGAAGGAGAGAUUGGCUGAAGGGGAGUUCACUCCGGAGUUGCAACUUCGAAUGCGUCAAGAAAUUGAGAAGGAAAAGAAAGUUGAGCACUGGAAGGAAGCCUUCUUUGAAAACUACUAUGGGGAAAAUUCAGGGCUCAGCUUCGAAGAAUCCAAGGAGCUGACAAAAGCUGAUCUGAAUCAGCUUCAAAGGGCAAGGCCUGUUACUCAGACUCAGGAGGACACCAAGCACACCAAGACCAGUUGGCAGACUGAUGGUGCUCUGAAAGACAUUAAAGCAACACAGAGAUCUCAGGAACCUCUGAGGGCAUCGCCAGGUCAGAAAGGGUCCGUCUCCACCUCAGAGCCCAUGAGGACGCGGCGGUCUCAGUUUGCUGAGGAUUGUAAAUUGAACACAUACGGACAUUCUGGAUCUUCAGUUGCAGUGAGAACGGCAGAAGCUGAGAAGCAGGGUUCAGCACGCACACCUCCUGAAAAAGAGCAGAAAGAGGGUACAGAGGAGAAGAAAGCUGAACUACCUCAGUUACCUGUGAAGGAAAGUCCCCUGUUAAAGCCCAGUUCAGACUUAAAGGAGGAUCAGCCGAUGCCUGUGGUAAAACCUGUUGUGGAGAGCGAAAAGGUCCUCUCUGGGCCUAGUGGGCCCACAGAGGCUGUGAAGAGGAAGUCUGUCAGUGAGACAGACAGUGAAUUGACACCAGAGAAAAGAUCCCGCUUGUCCUCGGUUUCUUCUGUGUCUUCUGUGUCCUCUGCAUCCCCUUCGGCCUCCUCCACAUCUAGCCCAGCUACACCAUCUCCCACAAAUCAGAGGGUUCCACCACUCAAGAUUCCUGUGUCACGAAUUCUGUCAGUUCCUGUGUCACCUAACCAAGUCUCGCCAAGGACUCCUCUCCCUACCCCACUCAGCAGCCCAGGUCGCACCGGCGCUCGCACCUUGGCUGACAUCAAAGCCAAAGCUCAGCUUGCUCGAGCGCAGCGAGCAGCGGCCGCCGCGGUGUCAUCCGCCUCAAAGGGAGCGGUGCCGGGUCCAGGGCCCGGGGGAGGCAGUAGUGAGCACAGGCAGUCGUCUCCCAGCCUCAGCCCAGCAUCCCCACAGGCGUCACACAGGCUACCGACCACCAGUAGCAGCAGCAGUCAGUCCAGCACACCUUCUCCUCGCCCAUCAGACUCUUUUGGCCACCUUAGCCCAAACCCGAUUCCGACGUCUCUCCCAGGCAAAACGGACAACAAACACAAAAGUCACUCCGCGAGCGCCGUCUGUACCGGAUCCAAUAGCAUCCAAAAAGGCUCAAACGGCUCAACGCAGCCUUCCUCCAAGCAGCAUUCGAAGGAGCAGGAAAUCCUUGCGAGUGGCGGAGCGUCAACCAGACCCAGCUCCUGCAUCCCUGCAAACAACCCACUGGUGACGCAGCUCCUGCAGGGCAAAGAGGUUCCACUGGAGCAGAUCCUCCCCAAACCGCUGUCCAAGGUGGAGGUGAAGACGUCAAACCUUCCCACCGUCAGCUGUAUGAAGACAUCCCAUUCUGUCGAGCACACGGUUGGCAAGCCGACGCCGCAGCCGCUCGGGCAAGCGGGACAAGUUGGGGUUUUCUCCGAAUACACAAAACUCCACAAGGAACUACCUGACAAGGAGACUCAGGAGCAGAUCCUGCAGGCCCUAAUGCAGAGGAAGGUCCAGCAGAGCCAGCCCUAUGGAGGUUUGGGGCCUCAGCCCACAGCCUACAAAGUGCAUCAGAUGAUGCAGGCAGAGGAGCGUCAGGACCGCCCCAGGAUCUCUGGCAGCUUUUUGCUUCGAAAGAGGGUUCCCCGGCCUGCCAUGACGGGACACUACCUGCUGAACGUGUCCACGUACGGUAGAGGAUCAGAGGGCAAGAGGCUACAACUGUCGGUCCUCCCAAACAAGUCGGCGUGCAGUCUAAAAAUCGAAAGCACGGAAGGAGAGGAGGUAGCCAAGGAGAAAGAACCAGCCAAGAAAGUUUUCUUGUCUGUUUCCGGGGUGAAAACAGAACAGCAGGGACACUCGAUAACCAACUCAGACGAGACCGCAGGUUCUCAUCAACUCUCCGGCAUAAAGACGGAGCCUGAGCCCGGUUCAGAGGACAAUGCAGCGGGCGGGCAUGAAAACAGCACCAGCGCCAAAGCCAAAGACGCCAGCCCUUUUCCUCAGUCGCGCCGAAGGCACCUCGAACACCGCAAUACGAAUCAAGGAAACUCCGAGCCAUAUCCGACCCCCGCGGACCCCAGCCACCAGCGGCCGGCCGCCUUUCAGAGCCAGAAAAGCCGCGAUAACCCGGAGCCGGCCGUAGCCUCCUGCUACGGCGGCACCAUCAACAUGUCUGUACCUCACAACCGGAGCCACAGCAUCGGAGGCACGGCCUCCUCCGCCGCCACGGCGGAGCCCGACAGCGGGGGCAUCCACGGCAGCGUCAUGUCCUUCUCAGUGACCGUCACCACCAUACCUGCCGGUCACUCUUUAGACCCCAGCGGCCAGGGAGAGCCGUCUCCCGAGCAGUCCUUCAUUGAGGGCCCCGGCAUGGAGGACGUGCAGUCGAAAUGCUACUGCCGCCUCAAGGCAAUGAUCAUGUGCAAAGGCUGCGGGGCCUUCUGCCACGACGACUGCAUCGGCCCCUCCAAACUCUGCGUCUCAUGUUUAGUGGUACGGUGA
Menidia menidia (Atlantic silverside) is the source of this 6175-nucleotide messenger RNA. The record is from the annotation of a GenBank genome assembly. Lineage: Eukaryota; Metazoa; Chordata; Actinopteri; Atheriniformes; Atherinopsidae.